Messenger RNA from Zingiber officinale, 2160 nucleotides. RefSeq lists its product as uncharacterized. The coding region runs from base 382 to 1773 and encodes 463 amino acids. The record is from RefSeq and is a predicted model, not a curated record. NCBI's taxonomy places the organism in Eukaryota, Viridiplantae, Streptophyta, Magnoliopsida, Zingiberales, Zingiberaceae. The transcript is spliced from 2 exons.
GCUUUUCGAUCCGUUCUAGGGUUUCGCCGUGUGCAUGGAAAAGCUGCGAUUUCGGUCUCUGUGGCAUCGGUGUCCGGGGAGAUUCCGUCGGAUUCGGCCAAUUUGAGCUCGCUUCUACUGUCCAUUGCUGAAACAAGUGUGCCGGAGCUCGUAUCCUCACCGAAUCUUGUUGUUGUUCCCGAUCGUAUGACUGACAUCUGCCGAUCUAAGGGUUCAGAAAAGUUCCUCCUUUGCUGGUGCACUGUCCAGAAUUCGUGUUUUUUCGGCUGAUUCUUCUCUCCCUUUUCUGUUGUCCGCUAUAGAAAGUUGGGAGUUUGGCAUCACAAACUUAUGUGAAUUUUGAUCCCUACUUCAUUGAUUUGGGAUUAGCGUUUUGUAAAGAUGAACCUGGAAAGUGACAACUUUGCUAGGUGUGACAGACACCCAACUGAGCUAUUCACUGCGUUCUGUUCUUCUUGCUUGGUCGAGAGGUUGUCAAAUGUUGGAACUGCUGAAAGAAGCAAGGAGGCGCCUUGUAGCACAGACAGUGAAAUUGCUGAGAUCCCUGAUAUAGUUCCUAAUGUUAAUAAGAAGACUAACGAAAUCAGGGCUAGAAAGACUCUCAGGUACCUGUUUCAACUGGAUAAUGGUUUGGAUGUUAGUAAUAAAGGGAAGGAAGCAGAUGAACUUGCGCCAUCAACCUCGAAUGCAUGUGAAAGUAGUUCUGAUGGUGUCUCCAAGGAUGCAAACAUCAAAGUCAACUCUUAUGAAGAAACUAAAAUGGUGGAGACCGACGCCAAUUCUUCUGAGGAGAGUUCUAUGAGCACUUGUAUUGCAAAAGAGAUCAAUCUGUCUCAAGACAAGAAGAGGAAUGACAGAGGUCUAACUCUUUGGUUCAAUUCAAUUUUGACAAACAAAGGGAUUUCAUGGAAAACAAGGAGAUCCUCAAAGAAGCAUGAAAUGCAUGAUGAUACGUUGAGUAAUGGAUCUGAUGAUAAACAGUUGGAAGGGACUCCUGGCUUGCGACAUUCUUGUGAUGGGAGAGUAUGCUAUCAUUCAAGCAAGAACUCCUGGGACCCCCCUAGACAUUCAUGGGAUGGUUCAAUGGUGAGCAGAGCACUGGCCUGCUCAUGUUCAUGCCUUGAAGAGCAAGAAGAUGAUUUAAGAAGAUUUAAGAAAGAUAUGCAUGGUGAAUUGACGGGAAAAUCCAGCCAAACUACUAAUACUGCUGGCAGUUGCAUAGCUACUACCAAGUUAUCCAUGGCCGAUGAGAAACCUAAUUCUACUGAUGGCAACAUAGAAGGCCUUAUCAUCGAAAGGCUUUAUGAAGAAUCUCAACUGGGGGAAUCUGUCUCUAGAAUUAGAGGGAAAAAGUCACGCAGAUUGAGUAAGGUUUGGGAUUGGAGUAUAACUUAUUCUUUCAGAGACUUGGUAAAAAAGCGUGAUCAUAUUCUGGAUAGGUGUGCAUCAGAGACUUGUCAAGGACGAAAGAGCAACAUUACCAAAAGCAUGCAAAGCAGUCGUGUAUCGCAAAUCAGUGGUAAUCAUCAUAGUUCUGUUAGAGUGGAUCAGAGUGUACAUCGAAAUGCUAAUGUUGCUAAUGCUGAUCCAAAGAUGAAAAAUGAAUUCAGGAUUGGUCGAAGCCGAAGUGUUCAUUACCCUUCGCCUGGGAACCUUGACUAUGGACUUCUACGCUUCCAUCUGACUCCACUAAGAAGCAGUAGAAGAUGUACGAGUAGGAUUAGAAGCAAAAACACACAUUAUUUUGGGAGAGGUAUCCUUGGGUUGAACUAAGUGUCAACUUAAAGUAUCUCGAGUCAUGGCUGUAGAUUAAUUGAUGAUAGCAGGUCCAAGCUUCAGGCCUGAAGACUGUUGCCAUAUUUCCUUUCUCUGGAUCAUCACGUGCUUUGGAUAAGUUCCUGAGUUGCUUAUUAAAUUCUUUGCAAUAUUGGUAAUGAUGAGAAAGAGGAAAUACGAGCUGCACAACUCACUUUCAACUUCGUUGGGGAAGUGCCAUCUCUCUUUUUUUCUCCAUUAGAUUUAUUUAGUCGACUAGCAUUGGAUGUGUAGAAUGUCAAAUAAUACAAAACUAUAGUAGUAUUGUUAGUAAAGCAUGUAUUACUGUUAGACCUUGAUAUUCUGUACUUCGAGAUAAGUCGUAUGAAGGUUUAUUGUUUACUA